CUUUGACUAUCCUACGUCAGUUAGGCCUAUACAUUUCUUAUCUCUUUGAUAUUCCCACACCCUCGUGUACAGCACCUAAUUGACAGAACUUUGAAUUUGUCAAUCGUAAAAUUUCUGACAGCUACCCUUCGAUAUUUGCAUCUAGUAUUUGCACCCCACCACGAGUAUAGGGACCUAGCUAUGAACAUUAUCGUGCACAACACUACAAAAUCCGAAUUGAUUGAGAAUAGCGGUUAUGAAAGCUAUUGGGCGCUCUCCGAACAUCAAGCAAUGAUGUAUUGGCAUAUUAGGCUUGCCCUUUUUGCUUGGGCUGGGAUCCUACCGAUUGCUGUAAUGCUGAGCAUUUCUCAUUCACGAUUUUCACUUCCUUCUCAGUUUGUGUUCCUGAUGGUCAAUCGGCUUGCCCUCUCCGUCGGUUACUUUUAUAACAAAAGAGCGCCAAACCUUUACAACAAUAAUGUCCACUGCCGAAUAGGCUGGAUCAUUACAUGUACAGCCAUAACCUGGGUGAUUAUAGCCCUCAUUAAGGCUUACGUAAGUAGACACGGAACUCUGGAAUACAAAUCGGCUGGGUCAACAACUGCUAUAAGCUCAACACAGUAUCAUCAAGUUGAAGACGGAGAGUCUUUCGAUACACGUACAUGGUCAGAUAACCACAGACAGGGAUCAACGCUCCUUUCAAGGUCACUUGACGACUACCACGUCUCAUUCAGCUUGGAUAUUGCAGAUCGACAUUUAUCACGACUUGACGCGUCGACAUCACAGGACACCCCGCGGGCUUCGUUCGUCACUCGAUAUUUUCCCUGCUAUGUCGCAUGCUUCGCUAUGAUCAUCUCAGCAAGUUCUCUGCGCCUUUUCUACGUAAUUCUCGAGCGUAUAGUAUUAUUACAGGGGUCCAUAGCUGUUCUAUCAGACACUGUUGUCUAUAGAGGUAUUGGUAUAAGUAUUUGGAUGAUGCUAGCGUCGAUGCAGAACAGUUAACAGUCUCCAGCGCGAUAAUGAAAUCUUUAAUGUGUUAGCACACUACAUCAAAGGAAGCGUUUUUUUCCUCUACGGCCUACUCACUCUUGGUCGAUAGACGGGUGCAUUUGCUGACUAUGGAUGGGCUUAGAACGCAAUACCAACAAGAGAGGGACAAAGACGUCAGACAAGAGGGAUACCAAGUGCUGAGUUUACAGCAUCUUUCGUCAUCUGGCUGUAUGGUAUUACCAAUGUGUUCUUAGAGCAUCUGGCCGCUUGGGGCAGAGCAUGGAAGGCAACAGAUUUAGAGCACGUCUCCAUCUCUGUUUUAUUCUUUGCAGGUGGAUGGUUAGGCAUGAUUGUGGAGUCAAACACAACACGGGAACUACUCAGCAGCUCUGCA
Molecule: messenger RNA, 1363 nt
Organism: Parastagonospora nodorum SN15
Lineage: Eukaryota; Fungi; Ascomycota; Dothideomycetes; Pleosporales; Phaeosphaeriaceae
Exons: 3
Coding region: 181-981 (266 amino acids)
Source: RefSeq, a predicted model, not a curated record